This is a messenger RNA of Anopheles funestus (African malaria mosquito), 3400 nucleotides long. RefSeq lists its product as uncharacterized. NCBI's taxonomy places the organism in Eukaryota, Metazoa, Arthropoda, Insecta, Diptera, Culicidae. The coding region runs from base 1043 to 2494 and encodes 483 amino acids. The transcript has a single exon. The record is from RefSeq and is a predicted model, not a curated record.
UGACGUAUUGCUCAACUCUGGACACUAUAAUUUUUGUCGUUAAGUUUUAAAUUUCAUGUCUACGACAUACCUCUUGGAGAUAUCGUAUCAAGAUUUAUGUUGUAUUAAAAUCGACUUCUCCACAACGUUUAAAUGUCCAUGUGCAGCAUUUAGAGAUUGCGAAUGAAAGGGUGCAGGGUGUACAAAACAAUUCAAAGUCCUUCAACAUUUCAUUAAUAAAAAGUGUGAGCUGUUAAAACCUCACAUGAAUUUUAUUUUUUUUUAAAUAUCGAUCUAAAAGACAAGAAGAUUACAACAAAAAAGUAUUAGUAGUUUCUCUCAAAGAAGCACGUUUAAGUAUAAUGUAUACUUACUGUACUGUAUGGGGCUCUAUAACUCGCAAUAUUACAAAAUUAUACCCCGAUAAUGUACUAUGUUUGGAACAUUAUCAAGGGAUUUAGAAUAAAGGUAUUGCUAUAGUUUAUUUUUGCUAUCAAUUGCAUCAAUCGAAUUGUUCAGUAAACUAAGGUUGUGGAAGAUUAUAAUGUGACACUGACUCAGACAAACAGUAACUGCAAUCAAAUACAUUCAGAUGUUUGUGCAGUAAUUUCUACAAUACACCUUAAAAAACCUAUAAAAUGUUGAGGAACAACUCACUAGCCAUUAUUCGCUGUAACGUUUGCAAGAUGUGGCAAACAGGUAUAGUACUCUUUGCCGGUGUUCUCUGCUUACACCAAGUGGAGCCGCAGUCGACUGUGGAAGUGCUUCAGCGUAUUGCUGAUCGUGCAUUCGUGGAACAUGUCGACACUAUUUUAUUUUGGGAUUUAAAAGGAAAUGCAGCGCACAUUAUAAACACUACUCCGUACCCCAAAAUAGUUCUCGAUCGCAGCUCGGGUUUUGGACGAUUGCUUCAGGAGAAUUAUCUCGUUAUAAUGGAACUACACACAAGUGAGGAAGUAAGUAAGAUAUCUGUCCAAUAUUUUCUUCCAUUGAGCUUGGAACUUUAUUUUUCUUCUUCCAGGAAGACUUAUUUAACAUUUUGAACGAAGCAUUUAUUGGCGCAAUGAAUCAUUACUUGGCAAAGUUUGUGAUUUUAUUGAAUAAUGAUCACGGGAUGGAACGUGCAUUGAUGGACAUUAAAUAUUACUUUGAGCAUGUGCUUAUUAUGCAGUAUCUUGUAGUGAUACAUUCUAAAGAGCAGGGCACAGUGUUUGAGAUUGGAUAUUUUAAGGAAAACAAAUUCAGACGCGUCAACCAAACCGUUGACUUUGAAUCCAUCUUAAAGGCUCAGCUGAAGGAUCUUACACUACGGGCAAUCGUUAUCGAGAGUAUACCUUACUCGUACCGAUCGUAUGAAGAGCAAUUGGUAGGGUUAGAUAUUGAAAUAGCCCAAAUAAUAGCCCACAUGAUGGGUGUUGGAUUAUCUGUGACGCAAAAGGAAGCUUGGAACACUCUAGAAAUUCUAAAUCUUUUAUACGAUCAGAAAAUAGAUAUUUAUCUGACGCGGCGCGGUUAUAAUCCUGCACUAACAUUUCCACAGCUUCAUCUACAGGACCGAUUCACCGUGAGACUUAUGAUGCCAAAGAUAGACAGGAUCAACUUCAAUCUUCAAUUUCUUAAACCAUACAAACAGGAAGUUUGGUAUCUAUUGCUGUUACUGCUAACAAUCGCAUGUACCUUGAAUUGGUUCUUUUGGAAGCGUAUGUCGAUAAACGUGGUGAUGGUGAUCAUUUUCGGAUACAGUCGUAAAAUGGGCAAACUGACAGCUAUUCUGGUGGUGGUGAUACAAUUUCUUAAAUUUAUCCUACUUGAAGCUUACCUUGGUCAAGUGACAUCGUUUAUGAUAAGGCUGCGCUAUCAAGAGAAUCCACAAACAUUGGAGCAAUUUUUCGAUUCUAGCAUCUUGCUGAAUGCGCCGGAGAUAAUGGAACAAUUUCUGAACCAUUUGCCAACCAAUCUAUCGACCGCACUUAUGAAAAAGCUUCGUAAAGAUUCGCCAUUUAAGGAGUGGGCUGGGUAUGAGCCAGGCUUUGCAUAUAUCGUCACCGAGUAUGCAUCGGAUGCGAUGAAGAAUGCCUUUUCCUACGAAUCAAUGUUCAAUGCAACCGAUUUCUACAUCAUGGAGGAACCGCUGUAUGAGCUUGGCGUGUGCUAUCUGUUCGGUAUGUGGUCAAAGUUUAUAGUGAAGUUUAAGGAAUGUCUGGAGAGGCUGUACGAAACCGGGAUCUUUAUCAAACUGACCAACGAUGCUUGGAGAUUUGCGAACAGAGCGUUAAAGGCAAAUUCAUCGACGGUGUUAAUGUUUCCCGAUCUGGUGCCGGUGUUUUUCUUCCUCUGCUAUGGUUGGGCAUUGAGUGGGGUGUGUUUCGUAGCAGAGAUAAGCUUGCAGAUGGUGAGGAUAAUUAUUAGACGGAAUAUGUAUCGAAUUCGUACAUUAAUCUGGAUGCCUAACAUUGUAAAGCGAUUUAUUUGUCGUGUAGGUGAAAGUUCUAAAACACAAGCUUGGUGUGAGUGAGCUGACAAAGAGAAACACUUUUCAAAAACUGUUUUGUGCUAUGAAAGUAAUUACUUCAUUUGAAAUGAGUAUUUCAGUAAUAAAGAACAACAUUAAAGCUAAAAAUGUGAAAAAAAAAUUAAACGAGAGAAAGAAGUAUUCUUCACGUUGUUUCUUGUGGCGCCAUCUAGUGCAGAGUACUUAAUUUAUCAGCUUUCUUAUAUUUUAAACAAAAUAAACCAAGUAACAUCUAUUCAAAUUUUCGUACAUAUUUUAGUAUAAAAUAAUUAAUUUAAUUAUCAUGAAUUAUUCAGUUUAUUAAUCCGUCUUUGUUCUUGUGCAUUUAAUAAUUUAUUUUUUGCUUUUUAACAUUUGAAACAUAAAAUUAUUUAUUUACUUAUUUAUUUAUUUAUUCAUUCCUUAUCUAUUUAUUUGCUCUUUACUGUUUUUUUAAUGUUUUGACAAAAAUAAUUCCAAUCGUAAAAGAGAAAUCAGUUUAAGUGACUAAUAUUUCUAAUGCACCGGUCACGAGGGUGUAAUGAAUGCAAACAAUUUCAACAAUAAUACUGUCUGAAUACACUGCAAAGAUCCCACUUUCAGCACCAUCAUCAGCAGCAGAAUGAAUGAUCGAUCCAUUAGCAGUAUAAUUGCUUUGAAAGUGUUGCCUACGAACCGAUUCGCUUGCAUUCAGUCUCUCUGCUGCUGACUACCACCAGUGCGGGAAUGCCUUUACCAGCUAUCGAUCGUAAUCGCACAGGUAGCGUGUCGGUGUACCAGGUUCAGCAAUGCAGAAGGCGUGAUGUGGAAAUUUCAAUUUCAUUGCACGACACAAGCUGCAUUGAAUCACAAGCUGCAACCACACUGGCAUGUAUGCAACGGAGCAUUUGUGACGGGGUUUUUGGGCAGUGGCCCGGAAAUUCGAUAACG